AUGGCAUCUUGAGCCCAGAGUUGUGCAAUUCGUAUCAGCCUGCGCAGACGCACUACUCCUGCCCCUUCGGACACUUUUGUACACAAAAUCUGACAAAACUCGUGACAAUUCUCAACAAGUUGUCAAAAUUUUCAUCGAGUCCCACGGGGAUACUGCGAAAAUGGAUAACAAACAACCGCCAACAAUUAUCUUUCACCCAAUCAUCUCGUCGAUCCAGAAAAUCGCAUUGUACGAGACCAAAUCCAGAUUCUACCUGAUGGGUUCCAACAACACUCAAACUCGCUUCCGAGUGCUAAAGAUCGACCGCCAAGAGCCCCGGGAGCUAUCCCUAGUCGACGACAAAAUGGAAUACACCCAGGAAGAGAUAAUAGAACUAGUAAACAUGAUCGACCAGGGUAACCGAUCGAAAGCCGGUCACCGUUCGAAAGCCCACGGCGUAGCCAAAGUAGUUUCCGCCUUCGGCAUAGUCGGCUUCAUCCGCUUCCUCGAGGGUUACUACAUAAUCCUCGUGACGAAGCGUCGUAGAGUCGCGGUGAUCGGUCACCACACGAUCUACAAGAUCGAGGACACAACGAUGAUCUACAUUCCGAACGAUUCGGUCCGCGUUUUCCACCAAGACGAGCAGCGCUACGUCAAGAUGUUCCAAAGCAUCGACCUGAACAGCAACUUCUACUUCAGCUACUCCUACGACCUGACGCAAACCCUCCAAACGAACUCAGCAGCCCCGAAGCACAUAAAAACGGAGACAACCAGCAGCGAGCAAAACCGAGACAGCGCAACCAACGACGAGGAUUUCUUCAACAUGUGGCUCUCACGGAAGAACUGGCAGAAGAACGAUGAGUACGGUAUAAGAAGCAAUCCCCACCGUCGCUUCGUCUGGAACGAUCACCUCCUGAAGCCCGUAGAGAAGGAUCUCCACAGAGACUGGAUUCUCUACAUAACCCACGGCUUCGUCGGCCAGUCCAACGUCAGUAUCUUCGGCAGAUCAAUGUACAUCAUCUUGAUAGCAAGACGCAGCAACAGAUACGCAGGAACCAGAUUCUUGAAACGAGGAGCCAACUACAAAGGAGACGUUGCCAAUGAAGUUGAAACCGAACAGAUCGUCCACGACUCGGCGGUGAGUUCCUUGCACAACGGACGAUUCAGUUCCUUCGUCCAGAUGAGGGGCUCAGUGCCCGGUUACUGGUCCCAAGACAUCAGCAAGAUGGUUCCUAAACCAACAAUCUCCUGCGUUCUAGCCGAUCCCUUCUUCGAGUGCGCUGGGGCGCAUUUCAACGAACUUCUCAAGCGUUACGGAGCACCGAUAAUCAUCCUCAAUUUGGUAAAGAAGAGAGAGAGGAAGAAGCAUGAGAGCAUCUUGAGUGAGGAGAUGUUUGAUGCUGUUGAAUACCUCAAUCAGUUUCUACCUCUUCAGCACCAGAUUCAGUACGUAAGCUUCGACAUGGCCAGGAUGAACAAAGGAAAGACUGCCAACGUUAUGGGAAGACUAGCCAACAUUGCUAACAAUGCAGUCUUGAAAACUGGGAUCUUUCAGUCUCAGGAGCCUUACUACAACCAGCGAAAGAUCCUCAACCCCUCUGGGAGCGUCAAGAAGAGUCACAAGGAGAUGACCACCUCGAUGACCAAAAGCUCGGAUCUUGAGUUGAAUCCGCAGAUUGAGGACAAGAUCAGAGACUUGUUUUUGACGAAAGGAACCGUUCAAACUGGCAUCAUUCGGACGAAUUGCGUUGAUUGCCUUGACAGGACUAAUACAGCUCAGUUUGCUAUUGGAAAGUGUGCGUUGGGGUAUCAACUGUGUGCUCUUGGGGUUCUGGAGCAACCGAAGUUGGAAUUUGAUUCUGAUUGCGUUAGAAUGCUGGAGGAGAUGUACGAGGAUCAUGGGGAUACUCUUGCUCUGCAGUAUGGUGGCUCCCAGCUUGUUCAUAGAAUCAAGACGUACAGGAAAACUGCACCCUGGACGAGCCAGGGGAAUGAUAUCAUGCAAACGUUGAGCAGGUACUACAGCAAUACCUUCAGCGAUCAAGAGAAACAGCACACGAUCAACCUGUUCCUUGGGGUUUUCGUGCCUGAGGAGGGCAAACCACCGAUUUGGGAGCUGUUGACGGAUUAUUAUCUACAUAACAAGGCGGCGGUGGAGUACAGGAGGAGGAACAGGGUGCUCACCCAGUGGUGGGACGAUAAUGUUUACAAGUGCCUUCCUUAUGCUUAUAAUCAGGUGGCCAAGACUUGCUCGGAGAUGAUUCAGGUCCAGCACUCGCAGGAGGAGAUGGUCGACAUUUACUAUGAUUAUCAUCGACCUUUUGAGCUUAUUCAGCUGGCUGAUAUUUAUGCUUAUCAGGUGAGUCACUCGGUGAGGGAUUUCAUGCCUCAUUUCACCACGAAUUUUAGUCCCUUCGCCGUGAGAAUCAGACCAGGCAGAAGAAGGGAGGAAACUUCCAGUAAAAAUGCGAACAUCAAGAAUCCCUCGAUGACAGGACAAAGCAGCACCAGCAGUAAUGCGAGCAGUGCUAGCUCCAGCGUGGAUACGAGUUCCGAUGACGAAGACUCGAGACAUGGAAGUGACAACCAGUUGAUUCCACUGAAGGACCCCGGUGAGAUGAGUUUCGAGAGCCUGUUUCCCUCGAUGAGAGAGGUCUACGGGGUCGAGCUACAGAUUCCCAGGAGGAGUGAUCUCGUUCUGUACAAGAGGUAUGUCAUGAUGGGACGAAAUGCAACUCAUCACAGUGAUCACUCCAGUUUGAGGUCCAAGAUGUUGCAGCAGGCGACUUUCCCUGAUGUCGCCCCUGUCACGGUAGAACUGCCCAAGGUCUCAGAUACCGGUGUCAGUAUUUACGAGCAGUAUGUGCAGAGGGGGAAGAAUGGGGGCUUCGCUCCCAAUCCUAUGGAUCUUCAUUUGUAUGAGAAGUACGCCAGACAGCAGCAGAUGAUACUGGGGGUCCGUUGCAAAGAGGCUUUUUGAGAGGGGUGGACACUAUUCCAUGAUAAAUCAAAUGGAAAUGUGAUUUUGAAUGUUCAAACUUGAUGGAAGGAUAUUUACAUAUGAUAAUUACACUAUUUUAUCAUUUCAAUGAAUAUCAAAUGGGAAAUUUUGUUUUUUUCUUUCUUGUUUUUUUGCGAAUGUGGAAGAAGUAUUUAUUCACUUCGAAUAAUGAAAUUCAACCAUUUCAGGGAAUCAUUGUCAACUACUUGAAAUAUCGUUUUUUCUAAUUGUUUAAACACAAUUUUAUUUGUGAAAUUCCGGGAAUUUGAAUCGCAUUCUUAUAUCAUUUUUAUGUCAUUUUUAAUGGUUUGAAAUAGUAAGGAUAUCUAAGUAUCUUUUACAAUUUGGUACACACGACUAUUCAGCGUCAUUCAAAUUACA
Messenger RNA from Diachasma alloeum, 3361 nucleotides. It is a transcript of the gene FIG4, whose product is annotated as polyphosphoinositide phosphatase. Gene Ontology annotation, biological process: phosphatidylinositol dephosphorylation. Gene Ontology annotation, molecular function: phosphatidylinositol-3,5-bisphosphate 5-phosphatase activity. Gene Ontology annotation, cellular component: intracellular membrane-bounded organelle. The record is from RefSeq and is a predicted model, not a curated record. NCBI's taxonomy places the organism in Eukaryota, Metazoa, Arthropoda, Insecta, Hymenoptera, Braconidae. The transcript is spliced from 3 exons. The coding region runs from base 161 to 2959 and encodes 932 amino acids.